GCUCCACGUGACUCCAAUGCUCCCCCCUCUUCCGCGAGACAGAUCUGCCGCUUCCGGUGAGGCUGCGCCCGCUUUGGGAGAAGCCUGGCUGUGGAAUUCAGAGAGGCCAGCAGUGUUUGUGGCUGCAGAGACCAUGGAGGCCACUGCCUUGGAAAGUCUCAUUGAGAUGGGCUUCCCCCAGAACAGAGCAGAGAAGGCCCUAGCGCUGACAGGAAAUCAGGGCAUAGAAUCAGCCAUGGAUUGGCUGAUGGAACAUGAAAAUGAUCCUGACCUCGAUGAGCCGUAUGUACCCUCCCAGAACCACAUACUGAACACAGAAGAAACCCCUGAGGGAACAACGCCUGAGUUGGUGCAAAGUAGUUCAGAACCCAUGUUAAAUGAACUUUCUGAGGAAGACAACCGGCACCCUUUGAGUGAAGAAGAGAAACGGGAGCAGACAAAGAGGAUGAUGGAGCUGAUCUCUCAGAAACAGCGGGAACGUGAGGAACGGGAGAAAAGGGAGAGCAUUGAGCGGGAGAAGCAGCGCCGAAAGCAAGGCCAAGAGCUCUCGCUCAUCCGCCAGAAGCUGCAAGAGGACGAGAUGAAAAAGCUGGCCGAAGAGAGGCGCAAGGAGAAGCUGGAGGAGAAAUUGGCCAAGCAGCGGGUGCGAGAGAAGAUUGAGCGAGACAAAGCUGAAAGAGCCAAGAAGUUUGGCGGUGGCUCCUCGCAAGAAUCUCUCCCAGUGGAGCCUGCAGCUCCCACACCGGUUCCCUCCUCUCCCAGCCAGGAGCCUCCAAUCAAGCGGGAAUACGAUCAGUGCCGGAUACAGGUAAGACUGCUCGAUGGCACAUCCCUCACUCAGACAUUCAGAGCCAAAGAACAGCUGGCUGCUGUCCGACUUUAUGUGGAGCUCAACCGCAAGGACGAUGCCGAGGAGCCUUUUAUCCUCCUCACCAGCUUCCCCCGCCGUGUCUUCACUGAAGAAGACAUGGAGAAACCCCUGCAGGAGUUGGGUUUGGUGCCUUCGGCUGUGUUGAUUGUGGCCAGGAAAGGCAACAGCUGAGCUGCUGCUCCCCUUCUCUCUCAGCACGUCUCAGCUCUCCUUUCCUCUUUUUUUUGUUUUGUUUUGUUAUUUUGCUGCUGAUCUUUCCUUGUGGUCCAUCUCCGGCUGCCUUCCCACAGCCUCCUUGCUUUCCCAACCAGCUCCGGCUGCAGAGACUCUGGAGUAUAUCUCUUGGGCUGGGAUUCAGAAAUCAAUGGUGAUGGAUGGGUGCCAAGGUGGGAUUCUCCGCUGCUGCUGCUGCUUUGUGUGGUGCGGCAGGCCUGAAGUUUGAUCCCCCCCUCCGUGGCCCACCAUGAAAUAAUAAAUCUCUUUCUUCUCUU
Messenger RNA from Anolis sagrei ordinatus, 1362 nucleotides. It is a transcript of the gene UBXN1, whose product is annotated as UBX domain protein 1. The record is from RefSeq and is a predicted model, not a curated record. Gene Ontology annotation, cellular component: cytoplasm; nucleus. Gene Ontology annotation, molecular function: K48-linked polyubiquitin modification-dependent protein binding. Gene Ontology annotation, biological process: negative regulation of protein ubiquitination; negative regulation of protein K48-linked deubiquitination; negative regulation of proteasomal ubiquitin-dependent protein catabolic process. NCBI's taxonomy places the organism in Eukaryota, Metazoa, Chordata, Lepidosauria, Squamata, Anolidae.